Molecule: messenger RNA, 1008 nt
Organism: Balearica regulorum gibbericeps (East African grey crowned-crane)
Lineage: Eukaryota; Metazoa; Chordata; Aves; Gruiformes; Gruidae
Source: RefSeq, a predicted model, not a curated record
AUGGAAGCUGAAGAGGAAGGGGCAAAAAAACUGUCAGAGGUAAACUUCGAAAACUUACCUCCCAACUACCAUAAUGAGUCCAACAUGGAAACCAGAAUUGGUAAUAAAACUGUUCAGACUCAUCAAGAAAUUGAUAAGGUUACAGAUAACAAAACUGGAUCAACAGUUUUUUCUGAGACAGUUAUUACAUCUAUCAAAGAUGGAGAAAACAAAAGAAAUCAUGAGUGUAUCAUUGACGAAGACUGUGAAACAGGGAAAUAUUGCCAGUUCUCCACCUUUGAAUACAAAUGUCAGCUCUGUAAAACCCAGCAUACACACUGCUCACGGGAUGUUGAAUGCUGUGGAGACCAGCUUUGCGUUUGGGGCGAGUGUAGGAAAGCCACUUCAAAAGGAGAGAACAGCACCAUUUGUGAGAACCAACAUGACUGCAACCCUGGAAUGUGCUGUGCUUUCCAGAAAGAACUCCUGUUUCCUGUGUGCACUCCAUUACCUGAAGAAGGCGAACCCUGCCAUGAUCCUUCAAACAGACUCCUCAACCUUAUCACCUGGGAACUGGAACCUGAUGGAGUACUUGAGCGAUGCCCAUGUGCAAGUGGCUUGAUCUGCCAGCCUCAGAGCCACAGCACUACAUCUGUAUGUGAGCUGUCUGCCAACGAAACCAGGAAUAAUGAAAAAGAAGAUCCCUUAAUCAUGGAGGAGAUGCCAUUUCUCAGCUUGAUACCCAGAGAUAUUCUUUCUGAUUAUGAAGAAAGCAGUGUCAUUCAGGAAGUGCGUAAAGAAUUAGAAAGUCUGGAGGACCAAGCAGGUUUGAAGCCUGAGCCUGACUUAGCUCAUGACCUGUUUUUGGGAGAUGAAAUUUAAAGUCCAAACACCAGACAGUUUAGUUAUUUCUAGAAAUUUUUGUCUAGUGUCUCGCUUAUAUAAACCCUAAACACAUACUGCUGGAUAGAAGUGCAAUAAAGAAGGUCUUCAAUGAGCAUCCUUUUCUGUGCACCAAAGCCGCAUGUU